GCGCGCGGGGUGUUUUCCCCCCUUUUAUGUGAGGGAGGCUGUUAACUUCGCAAGCUCCGUGUAGUGGUGACGUGACAUUCUUCCCGGUUAUGCUGGGGGAGACUGGAGGGGACGGUGUUCGUUACCGGUGCUGGUCCUGAGUUAACGGCUUCGUGAGGGCUUCCUGUCGCGCGGCUCUCGUCGCCGGGCCGGGCCGGGCCAGGCCGCCGCUGCUUUAGAGGCAAAAGGAGGGGGAAAGCUGCUGUUCUGGAUCAUAUUUGAGUUGUCUUUGAAGUUGCCAAAAUGGUUUUAGCAGAUCUUGGGAGAAAAAUAACCUCAGCAUUGCGCUCUCUGAGCAAUGCUACAAUUAUCAAUGAAGAGGUUUUAAAUGCUAUGUUAAAAGAAGUAUGUACAGCAUUACUGGAAGCUGAUGUCAACAUUAAGUUAGUGAAACAACUGAGAGAAAAUGUCAAAUCUGCUAUUGAUCUUGAAGAAAUGGCUUCUGGCCUAAAUAAAAGGAAAAUGAUUCAACAUGCUGUCUUUAAAGAACUUGUUAAGCUCGUAGAUCCUGGAGUAAAAGCCUGGACACCAACAAAAGGAAAACAGAAUAUCAUAAUGUUUGUAGGGCUGCAAGGAAGUGGCAAAACAACAUCAUGUUCAAAGUUGGCAUACUACUACCAGAGGAAAGGCUGGAAGACAUGCUUGAUAUGUGCGGAUACUUACAGAGCAGGUGCUUUUGACCAGUUAAAACAGAACGCAACAAAAGCAAGAAUUCCAUUCUAUGGCAGUUACACAGAAAUGGAUCCUGUGAUCAUUGCAUCAGAAGGUGUUGAAAAAUUUAAGAACGAAAACUUUGAAAUAAUAAUUGUCGAUACAAGCGGUCGUCAUAAGCAGGAAGACUCACUCUUUGAAGAAAUGUUACAAGUUGCCAAUGCAAUACAACCAGACAAUAUUGUUUAUGUGAUGGAUGCGUCUAUUGGUCAAGCCUGUGAAGCUCAAGCAAAGGCUUUCAAAGAUAAAGUUGAUGUUGCUUCUGUAAUUGUAACAAAACUGGAUGGCCAUGCAAAGGGAGGUGGGGCACUCAGUGCAGUGGCUGCCACUAAAAGUCCAAUCAUUUUUAUUGGUACUGGAGAACAUAUAGAUGACUUUGAACCUUUUAAAACACAACCCUUCAUCAGCAAGCUUCUUGGUAUGGGAGAUAUUGAAGGACUGAUAGAUAAAGUAAAUGAAUUGAAAUUGGAUGACAAUGAGGCACUCAUAGAGAAAUUAAAACAUGGUCAAUUUACUUUAAGAGAUAUGUAUGAACAGUUCCAAAACAUCAUGAAAAUGGGACCCUUCAGUCAAAUCUUGGGUAUGAUCCCAGGUUUCGGAACAGAUUUUAUGAGUAAAGGCAAUGAACAGGAAUCGAUGGCAAGGCUAAAGAAACUGAUGACAAUAAUGGACAGUAUGAAUGAUCAAGAACUUGAUAGUACAGACGGGGCCAAAGUUUUCAGUAAACAACCAGGAAGAAUCCAAAGAGUAGCAAGAGGUUCUGGUGUUUCAACUAGAGAUGUUCAAGAACUCCUGACACAGUACACAAAAUUUGCACAAAUGGUGAAAAAGAUGGGAGGCAUAAAAGGACUUUUCAAAGGAGGUGAUAUGUCGAAGAACGUAAAUCCAUCCCAGAUGGCAAAAUUGAACCAACAGAUGGCAAAGAUGAUGGAUCCCAGAGUUCUUCAUCAUAUGGUGUGUGACUUCCUUGGUGAAAAGAUUGCCUCUGUUUUGGGAAUCAGUACGCCAAAAUACCAGUAUGCCAUAGAUGAAUACUACAGAAUGAAGAAAGAGGAAGAGGAAGAGGAGGAAGAGAAUAAGAUGUCAGAAGAAGCAGAAAGGAGGUUUCAAGAGCAGCAGAACCAGAGUCAAGAGGGGACUGCUGUCCAUACAGCUCAGCCAGAGGCUACAACCUGUAGUACAUUUGUAAAUCUCAACUUUGAAACAGAAGAUCAUUCGCUUGUUGUGGAAAGCAAACAAGAUAUUUCUCCAGUGUCUGCUUAGAACGAGAACGUUGCAUUAGAAUUCUUUGGGUGGCAUCUAACGGUGUCUGGUUGUCACUGGAAUGGACUUCUGGUCAUGCAGUAGGGUUUCUCCAGCCUCCCCUCCCCUCUGCGCUCCUGAAAUCUGCUUUGAAUGGCUGUAGUGGGGAAGAGAGGCAGGAGAAGCCCUGCUGCUUGAGCAGAAGUCGGCUUGUGUGACACUGGCUAUCACACCGUUUCUUAAUUGUCAAAUGUUUGUAGGCUCUGUUAUGCAUGUUCAGUGGAAUGUAACUUAUUUCAAAGUAUGGUCGGAGAUAUUAAUGUCUCUUCAGCCAACAUCUGUCUAAUAAAGGCUAAGACAUUUUGCUUAACCUAUUAGAUUAUGAAAUGCAAAUAACUGGUCCUGUGAUCUAUCUAUGCAGAACAAGUGAAAUGUCUUUCCUGAACAUCUGGUGCCUUGUUGACAGUUGUGGACUGAUCACUGUGCUUUUUUGGUUUUAAGGUCAUUUUGCAUUUAUAAUGUUACUUAUUGAAACCUAGGUGCAAGUUUAGACUAAUGGCAACUAAUUCACAAGGCAUCUUUGUGACUUAGUUUAAUUUAUUGUCACUAUUGUGUGUGUGUGUGUGUGUGUGUGUGUGUGUCCAGUCAUAUAGUUUAAAAUAAGGUGACUUUGUUUAAUGCCUGUUAAAAGAAACAACUGUAUAAAAGAACUUGUCUGAAAACUAUCUUAUAAAGGACUGUCCUGUUAAGGGGUCUCUAAAACAUGUUCUCAUUGCUUAGUUGGAAGAGCAAGAGUAAUAUACAGAGUAAGUUCACAUUGUAAUCUCUGACUUUAUUAUGUGUGUUGGGAAGGAAUUCUAUAUUAAGAUAGUCUGGAUAGGAGAUGGUGUGCUGAUAAAAUGAUGGCUCUAAAUAUUGGAUGUAGUAAAAAACAAAAGUAGUGAGGUAUGCUAAAUUAAUUAUUUUGCAUACCCUUGCAGUGUUUUUUCAUUCUGAGUUAAACAGACACUGUUGAGUGACAGAACUUGAUUUUUAUAUUUAAAAUAUUUGAAAAUAAGUUUGAGAAUUGCUACUGCAUGUCAACAGGGGUGGGUUUUCUAGCUAGAAAGGAUCUUGUCGGCACCCUGACUAAGGACUACUGACAAUUUAACUUGUAUAAUGAACCUUUUUGUGAGGACAAUCCACACUAAUUCUCACAAAAUUCUGCAGCACAAAACUUUGCAGAUAUAGGACAGGAUCCAGAUGUCUGUGGAUAUGUGGCACAGAGAGAUGCAUGCAGAAAGCAGUACACCAUGCAAAACAAACAAAACCUUUUUGGGCUGUUGUUACACAGCUUCUUCCACUGUCUUGAGUCACUUUCUUAAAAGCUUGCUGUGCACCUGUAUAAAAUAGCCAGGAGUCAGGAAGAAACUGGACUACAAAUCCAUGUAGUAUGGAAAUAGGAAAAGUGUCACAGAAAAACUGCAGAGAGAUAGAACCACCUCACGGAUCAUGCCCUUUCCUUCACUGUCGCUAUCAGGCAUGUGGGAAGGGUGUUUUAAGUCUUGUCUGCCACGCUAUUUUUAUUUUUUUUUACAGGAAGCUCUUCUUAACUUGAGAAUGUUAGAACAGCUUUAACUAAAUGGCACAUCACAACCUUCUUUUAAAAAAAAAUCUGAAAGGGAACAUUCUUUUUGAUUUAAGAAUCAUUCAGAUUCCAAAUGCCAGUUGUAAACUAUGUGAAGCCUAUAUUAAGUAUCUAUUCAGGGCAUCACAGUAAAUUAUUAAGCCUUUUGAGUGCCCAGCUGUAUAAUUACUUCUCACCAAAAAUGUUAUUGCUUUUUAUAAUAGGAAGGGCUUAUUGUCAUGAGGUUCUUCUAGUCAUUGUGCCUUACCUUUACUAUUUCUUUCAGUAUAUGCAAAUGGUAUGAAAGUGGGUACUUUUUCUUGUAAAUGCAUUAAAUUUUAUAUUUAAUAUAAUUUUAAAUCAGUUGGGUUCAGAGUUGUUAUUAUAGGACUAGCAAACCUUUUGUAUGAAUGCAGCAGGAACAGGUGCCAUUAAAAUACCCAGCAGUAGGUCCUGGGAUUCUAGUAAGCCUAUACAUUCACCCUACUAAGCCUGUAAUCCUGUGUCUACUUAGAAGUAAGUUCCAUUGAGUUCCACAGAAGUUACGCCUGGAUAAGGCCUUGGAGGGCUGCAUGCAAUUAAGAAAUCAGAGGUAUGUUUUGACAGGAUAGUCACAUGUUUUGAGACACACCCAUGACUUUUGAAACCCUGUAUUUGUGCACUUGCAACACUUAGAACAAUUAACACCAUCAUUGAGCAUUUACACUAACUGCUUGUUAUAACAGAUCAAGGUUUGUGAUGUUUUAGAGGGAGGUUUCACUAUUAUCCAUUUGACCAGGUAUUUACUUCCAUAGUAGUUUUUAAAGAAUUGAGCUGCACAUUUGUAACUACAGUUCUACAUAUCUGAUAUUUCAGAUAUAAAUGACCCAGAGAUUUGUUUCUUUCUUGCACAUGAUUUGUUUUUGCAAUGCCAAUGCACCCAGUACAAAACCAAAAAGAGCAUUCAAGACCAAAUUAUACCAACAGGUAUAAUUUGUCUAAACUGGAAGGUGGCUUGUAGGUUUAGGAAUAAUUUCAAUAAACUUAAUCUACCAGAAACGUCUGUAAACGUUUAAUUACAUUUUCAACAAACAGCAGUACUCUUUUCCUUUUUUGCUACAGAGAAGAUCCAUCUCACAAGCCUUAUACAAAACUUGCCCAUCUGGAGCUACAUGGAAGCUUCAUUUAUUUGGGUAAUGAAUACAUUAUUCAGCUUUAAAUGGUCACUGUAUCAGUUGGGCAGAUCUCCAUGGAUACAGACUAUUCCAGUUAAAUCAUGUAUCAUCAAGAUCUGUUGUGUUGUCAUUGUCAGUUGCUACAAGAACCUCUCUGUUCUCAUAGGUCCAGAAGCCAUUAAGAUCAAUUAAAAUGCUAGUGACAGUGUCGCCUUGACUACUGUUGAUUAAGUCCUGAAGAGAGAUUUUGUAAGGAUCCUUGGGCUUCACCAUGUCAAAUAUUUCAUCCUAGAAAAAGCAACCAAAAAUUAACAGUUUCUUUAAUGGAAGUCAAAUAGGAUAAAAAUGUUUGCGUACCAGUACCAGGACUUAUUUUUAUUUAUUAUUUUUAUUUCAAAAUAAUUAUGUAACUAUUUCACUUUCCCCUCGUGCUGGUUAAAGCACAUCCUGGCUGAAAAGGAAUGUAAACUGAACAAUAUACGAAGGAUGUGUUUAUACUUGCUUUCAAAAUACAGUCACAGUUAAUUCCUCUAGUAAAGUUUUUUAUUGCAGUGCUGCUCCCACAUUGUCUGAGUAAAUUACUGAGCGGAUGACACCUGUUUUGUCUUAGCAGCCAGCAUAAGGAGCAGUGGUCAUCAGCUCCUGUAAAUGCAUUUUGGAGGGGAUGGCAGUGACCUAGAUUAAAUUUAGAAUCUGUAUACACUAAACCAGGGGUCAGCAAACCUUUUCAGGAGGGGGCCGAUCCACUGUCCCUCAGACCUUGUGAGGGGCUGGACCCACCCUCUCCUGAAAGCACCCCCCUUCCAAAAGCACCCCCACCAUUCCUGAAAGGACCCCUCCCACUGCCUUGUCUUCAGCAGCGUCAUCGUCUGCCUCAGCCAGGGGUGCAGAGCCCAAGCCGCUGGCCUGGGCGGCGGAGGCAGCCUCUCCACCACCACCGCUUCCUCCCACUCGGCUCUUGACCAUACGCAGCCACCUAAGCGGGAAGUAAGGGGCGUUGCCCAGAGGUGUCCACAGCUUCGGAUUGGCUGCAGGAGCUUCCAUCGUUGGAUUGGCGUCCACGUCGUGGAAGUCAGUCCCCAUGCGGACUGUGCCGUGUUGGUUUAGCGCAGGGACUGACCGAGUGGGCAGCAGGGUCAACAAGGUUCGCAGGCCAGAUUAGCGAGCCUGGUGGGCUGCAUCCGGCCCACGGACCUUAGUUUGCCGACCCCUGCACUAACAUAAGGGCAGAUGUACAGCUACAUUUAAUUGCUCCAUGUGACAGCUGUCUCCCAAGUGUUGGAUCUUUUUCAACAGUGGGUCUCGCAUAGGACAGGUAAUUUUUGUUGACGCCAUGAUAAGACUUCCUUACCUACUUGCAGUAAAAAGCUUGCCUCAUAAAUCAAUUCAUGUUUUCCAACUGACACAAUGUAACACACACAACACAGCCACCAAGUGCAUGCUGCUUUAAACUGUCCAAGGUGGCAAGUCAUUUGCCUGCAAGUAGCAAAAGGGUCUAUGGUGGCAUGACCAAAGAGUUCUGGUUAAACAGCUACAUGCAGAGGUUUUACCCCUUAGUGACUGCUAUGAGUUUUGGGGGCACCAGCUAUCGCUUCCUCCACUUGUGCUGCUAUUUAUAGCCUUAUUCAUUAGGUGAUGAGAAUGAGGCAUGUGUCCAAGCAUCUAUCAGUUCUCCCAUUCAACUUUCAAGAUGGAUUCAGAAAUCAAAGUAGCAAAAUUAAAGUAUCCUUAAAAAAAAACCCAAUUAACAUUACAUGGAUAAUAUGUGAAAUAUUUGCCUGUUCACAUUUUUUUAGGCAAGAGGCCUUCUAGGCCUGUUACUUUAUACUGCAGAAUUAUCUCCCUGAAGGUUCUGUUUGCCUAUAGGCUAGAUAAAUAGAAUAUUACUGUUUUUUUCCAAAAAUGUUCAAAAAUAUAUUGUACCAUUCAAUACUAUUAAGACAUUAACUAUGAAAUCAACAUUCUACCACAAUACUGCCCCUAGUACAUAUAAACAUAUACUCUCUCUCAUUUCAGAAAGUCAGGUCUUUCUCAGACUACUGCAUACAAAUAAAUUUUGAUCAGAAAUCUAACCUUGACAUCUUGAAAAGAAACUGGUUCUUGCCCAUGAAUUUUCAUCUGUUCUUGAAUAGCCUAUGGCAACAGCACAAAGAGGUGUAACAUACGUUCAGAAAACAAGACAGCAUGUUUUCAAAUCCAAGAGAGUAAAUAAGCUAUGUUACAUAAAUAAGUAACAACUAUGUGUUAAUUCAUACAUAUAAUUUAGCCCUGUCUCCCCAGAAUGGUAGAAGUAUUCCAGAGUCUCAAGUAGAGGUCUUGUUCAGUUCCUGCUACCAAAUAUGCUUUGAUGGGAGAUGCUGGGAUUGAACCAGAGAUCUUAAACAUUCAAAGUGUAUGCUUCCACUGAGCUAAGAAUCUUGUCCUUUAUCAUCUGUUUGGAGAGGUAUCCUGCCUGUGUUCAUUCCCCUUGCCUGAAGUGUAGGCAGGGACUGAAAUCUGUCCUUUUCUCUGCAGAUCUAUCAAAGCAGAAAGCACUGACCAUCUGUUCAAUCUAUGUGCAACAAUUCCCAACUUCUAGCCCACUUUGAAGAAAAGUAUUAGAACUGAAGCAAGCAGCAGGCCUCAUUGUUAAAAUAGGCUUUUAGCCUCAAACUUUGAGACUAACUAUAAAGUGUAUACAGGAAGAAGAAAUAAUUGAAAGAUGAAGGGCCAAUUGAUGUUUGUUAUAGAAGAAUUAAUCUGUUUCAUGCUGCUAAAAGAACACAGCUCUGGAUGUAUUUUAAACCUGCAGAGCAUUUAUUGUAAAAGCUUUGAAAGUGUUCCAGAUUUUCUUUCUCUAAACCUUUAGUUGAAUUAUCCUACUCCUGAGUCAUUAGCAGCAAAAUACUUUGGUUGAGUAGGCACAGAAUUGAAGGUGAUCAAUAUUAAGGGGGUUAGCUUUUACAAACAAGACUGAAUUGCUCUCAUUGCUUUAAUCUGAAUGAAAUAUAUACUUCUGUGGGAUGACAGUGGAGUCGCUAUUUUAUCUUCAAAAUUCACAAAAGGACAUGCCCUAAAAAAAGGGAUUAAACCUGAAAGCCAUUUUAGCACCUGUAAAAAGGAGAAGGGGAUUUAAAUUUAACAAACAUUUCUACUAGAUCAUGUGGAAGCUAAAAUUGUAUCUCUUGUGGUGUAACAUCCUAAGACUUAAUAUUAGUAUCAGCACAUCUGUGAGACUGCUGAUUCAGUGAUCCUCUAAGUACUUAUUUGCUGGAAAUAGUAUACUGUAGUCACGGUUAGUUCAUAAAUGAGUUUUUUUUAUAACAGGAUCAUCUGAGUGAGUUCCAGUCAAUGAGAAAAUGUAAGUUUAGAAAGAGCCUGCUAAAACAUGCAGGCUAUUGUAUGAAAGCUGCCCUCUGAUUAUAUAGGAACCACAGCUUAUCCAUUAUUACUGGUAGACAGAAUAUAUUAACAUCCCAUAGAAGUUAGCCAUUAGAGGUCAUCAAAGACUAUUACCUUAAAAAUAAGAGUUGUACGGAAAAGGCAAAACCUGGUAUUUAAUUAAAAUCACAGUGGUGUAUUUUCUUUAUGUAAGAUGUGCUCUGAAAAGCCAUUCUGAAUUAUUUCCCUUUCUUAAUGUGAAGUUUUAAACAUUUAUAUAUUUCUUUAAAGUUGACAAAAACCUCACCUCAAACACUGGUAGUUUAAAGCAAUUGCCUGCUGAUCUCUAGGUAGAGGCACAAAGGCUGUAACAACACAUGUACAAAAAAAUGACCUACCUCUACAAAAAGGGACUUACCCUAAAGAAAUAAUUAAGGGAAAAGACAUUCAGGUAUCCUUUGUUCUCUAUAUCAAGCAGCUUGAAAAUAUACUGCAGAGCUGCAGGUUCCUUUCUGUUUUCUAAUGCAAGUACAAAGUCCAGGUACGUCUUAUAGUCCUAAAAGCAGAUGCAAUCAUGUUUAUUAUAGUCCACUUUCUAAAUUGAUUUUGCAAGCAGAACAUAAUUGGUGGCUAUUUCCUUGUAGGGGAGCAGUUAGUUUUCAUUGAAAGACAGCAUGACUCAGAAAA
Zootoca vivipara (common lizard) is the source of this 8799-nucleotide messenger RNA. The record is from RefSeq and is a predicted model, not a curated record. NCBI's taxonomy places the organism in Eukaryota, Metazoa, Chordata, Lepidosauria, Squamata, Lacertidae.